AUGUACACAUCUGUGAAGGCACAUAAUGAGCCAAUAUUGAAAAUAAUCAACCAUAAAAAAGGUGUGUUAUCCUUGUCUUUUGGUUCUAUCCGCUUAGGAACAUCUGAAGGAGUCACACUUUUCAAUAUUCAUUCAGAAGAACUAAAAGGUCUCAAUACAAUGUCAUAUACUUCAAAUACCCAAACUGAAUUGUUAGUUGCGGGCGACAAGGAUGCAACUGGUUCUCGGAUUUUUAAAGUUGAUACUGUUAAUCAUUGCAUCUCGGGUUCUUUUCAUUACCCACAUACUGUUGUCAUGAUGGAGACAAAUUUGAAGUAUAUUAUACUGGGAAGAAGCGAUGGCUUUAUUGAUAUAAUGGACCCUAAAACUCAUAACAUACUAAAGACUUUCAAGGGGCAUUCUUCAGGUAUUUCAGAUAUUUCCGUAAAGGACAAUAACCUUCUUACGAGUGGAUUUUCAGUGAAAAAAGAACAGUUUAUUCCUGACACUUUUGUGAAUUCGUUUGAUCUCAAAUCAUUAACUACUCUACCACCAAUCCCGUUUCCGGCGGGUGCUGCUAAAGUAUUUCACCAUCCGACGAUGCCAAAUGUAAUUUUGAUUUCAUCAUCUGCCGGUCAUAUGAAUUUUUUAGAUGUGAAAAAUCCUACAAGGCUGAAUAUAUAUCAGGCAGAAAUUUCUACAUAUAUCACUGCAUUUGAUAUGGCAACAUCGGGUUCGUUUUUGGCUUUUGUUGAUGGAUCGCAUAAAUUGAGUUUGUGGUCAAGCAAGUCCAACGAACCGAAUUCAGGAUUUGCUCUUUUUAACUCUCCUCUAACUUACCCGACACCCGUCAGCGAGGUAAUACCUGCAGAAAAUCAUAUUGUUUCUCCUGAAAGCCCACUGAGUUUAGUUAAAGUUCCCCCAUUUCAUACGCCACUAUUAUCCGCAUUUCCUAGUGACCUCGUUUUCAAAGUGGGGGCUUUGCCUAGGCAAAUCGAUCCAGAGAUUCAAAGAAGCUCAGAAGUAGUUAAUGGGGUAGUCGUGGCACGAUAUAAUCGGGAAAAGUUUGGGCCAAGAAACCUUGCAAACAAGUACACCAGUAUUUCGUCACUAACAAAAAAUGGGACAGUAAUUCCCCGGUUCUUAAGUGAAAAGGAUGAUGACAGUGAAAUCGAUGAUUACGAAAAUGCUCAAAAUAAAAUAAAGGAAGAGGCCAUAGCAAAUGAAAUAUUUAGUUUAAAAUCUACAAAUAACGAUGUACCCAAUGCUUACAAACAGCUAUCAAUAUUAUACAGUAAGUUCGGUGUCGACGAUUUCGAUUUCGACAUAUACAAUAAAACCAAAUACUCUGGUCUUGAAAUUAAUUCAGGAAACUCAUUUUUGAAUCCAAUCUUACAAUUGUACAGAUUUAUUGCUCCAAUAUUCAACCAUGCACUUUUGUCUCUAUCAGAAGAUGUUACUAUGGAACCAAACUUACUUGUUGAAUUGGGGUACUUAUAUGAUAUGAUGAACAAAUCAAAUGGUAAGCAUUGUGCUGCUUCCAAUUUUCAAAUUAUCUUCUCUCAACUUGAAAAGGCUAAACAACUUGGUCUAACAAAAGAUACAAGUAUGUCUCGGGAUGACUUCAAACAAAGAAGGCUAAUACAAACAUUUAAUAGAUUUUUAUUGGAUAGACUAGCGCUUGAUGAGUGUAAACUUUACGGGACGGAGCAACCCAAUAGAUUAAACGACAUAUGCGGAGUUCUAACAGAAACUAACAUAUUUUCAAACUUUUGCUCUUUAACUCACAAGCGGGUAGCAAUGUAUCACUCAAUUGACAUUAACACGUUACCAUCACUGCUCACAAUUCCUACCACAGUUACUAUUUUGAACUAUAUGGAAGCUUCAAUAAACAAACAUGCCCAACAAAGUAUAACUUGUGAAAACUGUGCUCAAAUUCACCCCGUUAAUGCGUCUCUAACCAUUAACAAAUUAUCACAUGUGGUUGUACUUAACAUUGACUUAACGAAUCAUCAAAUGAACGAGAUAAGGUACUUGACGGGAUGGUUAGUUCCAAAUUUUUAUUAUGCUCUUUCUCCGUUAGGAACCCCAGUGCUAAGAACAAAUACAAUUGGGGGAACAGCAACAGAUAUGAAAAGAUACGAACUUAUAGGAUACACUGCACAAAUUACCAAUAGAGACAAUGAAAGUCAUUUGGUGACCUACUCUAAAAUACGGAAGAACGCAAACGAUUCAGGUACAUGGUAUCUUUUCAAUGAUUUUCUGUCCAUGGAGGUUACAGAAGAAGAAGUGCUACAGGUUGCACAUUGGUGGAAAAAACCUGUUGUUGUUGUCUAUAAAGAAGUCGGAAUUUAUGAUGAGUUUAACCCUAAUAUAUAUAUGGAAAAUUUGAAUAAAGAUAUUCUCUAUAGAGAUCAAUUUGUGAGUGGUGAUAGAGAAAACAAACUUAUUGAUUACACUCUAUUAAGUAAGGAUGAAGAAAUCAAACCAGGAACGUUAGUUGCUCUUGAUGCAGAAUUUGUUGAGCUUUCUCCCGCAGAAUAUGAAUUUAAUAGUGACGGAUCUAAAACCCUGGUGAGGCCUGCAAAACUUUCACUUGCUCGAAUAUCUGUAGUUAGAGGAGAGGGUAAGAGGGAAGGCGAGUGUUUUAUCGAUGAUUAUAUUGCAACUGAUGAGCCAGUCCAUGACUACAAAACUGCAUAUUCCGGAAUCACUCACGGAGAUUUAGAUCCCAAAGUUUCAAACAAAAGUUUGGUCCAUCUGCAAGUUGCUUAUAGAAGAAUAUGGCUUCUCCUAAACAUGGGAUGUGUAUUCAUUGGACACUGGCUUUCAAGUGAUUUUAGAAUGAUAAAUAUUUAUAUUCCACCUACACAAGUCCGAGACACAGGAAAGUUGUUCUAUUUGAAAAAGGAAAGACGUAAACUAGGUUUGAAAUUCUUAGCUCACCAUGUAUUAAAGAAAGACGUCCAGAUGAGCAACCAUAAUUCCAUAGAGGAUGCAGUUUCAUCACUACUUUUGUACAAAGAAUACCUAAAAUUGAAGGAAUCAGGCCAGUUCGAUAGCGUUCUCUCUAAAAUAUAUCUUGAGGGACAGUUUUCGAAUUUCAAGAUUCCGACUGAAAUAACUUUAAGGAAGGGAUAA
Messenger RNA from Pichia kudriavzevii, 3120 nucleotides. RefSeq lists its product as uncharacterized. Gene Ontology annotation, biological process: nuclear-transcribed mRNA poly(A) tail shortening. The record is from RefSeq and is a predicted model, not a curated record. The transcript has a single exon. Bases 1 to 3120 code for a protein of 1039 amino acids. Gene Ontology annotation, cellular component: P-body; PAN complex. Lineage: Eukaryota; Fungi; Ascomycota; Pichiomycetes; Pichiales; Pichiaceae. Gene Ontology annotation, molecular function: nucleic acid binding; protein binding.